UUCUCUCUCUUCAAACUAGACACCCACACUCUCUCUCUUUCUUAAAACCCAACUCCACCCAUCUACCACCACCUAUCCACCACUGUCCCUCCUCCCUGCAACCAUCCACCACCAAGCCUAAAACCCCAAACCACCGCCUCAAACCUGAAACAAUGACCAACAUCUUUAAACUCUUCCGAAAUUCGCCAAUCCGAACCCAUAGGAGUCACCACUCCUGAUUUCUUCCCGGAAAAAAACCACAAACACCUUUGUCGCUGCCGCACGUUACCCAGAGAAGAAACUUACACACACAGGGUUUUCUAACUUCUAGAGAGAGAAACAACACCUCACCACAGCUUUUUCCACAUCCCUUAUGAUCCUCUCUCUCCCCCAUUUGGGUUUUUUUUUUGUUUGUAUCUAAAAACCAAAUCCUUUUCAUUUCUUUUCUUGCGGCCAACGAUCUAGGGUUAUCAUCUUUGAGAUCUUGAGGUCAACAAGUUCUUUCAUUUUUUCAUUCAUUCAUUUGGGUGAUCUGUUUGGUUGGGUGUUCAAGAUUCAUAUGAUGUGUACUUUGUUUAAAAUUUCUGAUAAAGUUUGUGCCAUGGCUGAAGUGGGAUCUCAUUAUUGCUCUAAAAAGUCAGAUGAUAUUUGUGGUGAUAUUUGCAAUGAGGUUUAUUGUGGGGGUGUUGAAACUAGUGGAUGAUUGUGGCAGGUGGGGGUGGUACGAAGAGAGGAGUAGAGAGAGAAUGAGGAAAGACUGUUUUACCCUCAUGUGUGUAUCACGUGACUAGACUUAACGGACUUUUUUAACUGAGUUGUGUGUAAAGGACAAAACGUGCAACAAAAUUCUCUGUAAAGUGCAAAACUUGUCGAACAUUCGUUGAAAAGGACACCGCCUGAUAUAUGGUAUUAAGAUAAAGGACAAAACUUGUAAUUUUUCCUUAAUUAUAUUGCUGUAGAUUAGUGUCUAGUACACUGGGAAAAGUGCGUAGGCCCAAAAGCAUGAAACCGAUUCAGUACUAUUCAGCCUAAUACCUAUUAGCCCAAAACUAUUAUUUAGCCUUGUUGAUUUUGUUAAGGAUUUGGGCAUAAGAUUGAUAGUUGUUCCAUCUGAUUGGAUUUUGAAAAAGAAGACACACGGGACCUGUUUAUUCUCCAAAACCCCCAAAAUCACAUGGAACGCUAGUUUGUGACUACAACCACCGUAACGACCACCACUAGAUCAACCGUUGUUUUGACAUUGAAUUAAAUUGAUGAGGUAGUGGAUUGAGCAUUGGAACUAGAAGUUGCUGCCGAAGAGAAACAUAGUAUCGGAGAAGAAUAUCGGAAGAGGAAGAGAAUGAUCGGAUCGGAGCUUAUCUCCGGAGUUGUAUAAAUUUUUCGAAAAUAUAACCAAAUUGCCGAAUUUAUGCCAUGAGUGAUAACAGGUAUGAAGCAUCCACUAUCAUAAUAACACAGAACAAUCACCAAGAAUGUAAAUAGAAACUAUACCUACUCAUACACACACACUAAUAUCUGUGACAUGGACAGAAAAAAGGACUUAGACAAAGAUCAUGAUCGGCACAGGGAUCGUUACAGGGAACCGCGUGAGAGAAGAGAAAGGAGUCGAAGUCGAUCUCGUUAUAGGGAUCAUGACAGUGAAAAGAAUGAAAGGGGCAGCGAUAGAGGCGAUGAUGACUAUCAUAGGAGUCAAUCUCGUUAUAUGGAUCAUGACAGGGAAAGGAGUGAGAGGAGGAACAGGGGAAGAGAUAAAGAGGCUGAUGAUGUCUAUCACAGGAGUGAGAGAUUGAAAGGGGGCCGAGAUAGAGGCGAUGGUGACUAUCACAGGAGUCAAUCUUGUUAUAGGGAUCAUGACAGGCAAAGGAGUGAGAGGAGAAACAGGGAAAAAGAUAUAGACGCUGAUGAUGUAUAUCACAAGAGUGAGAGGUUGAAACGGGGCCGAGAUAGAGACGACGAUGACGAUUAUCACAGGAAUCAAUCUCGUUAUAGGGAUCAUGACAGUGAAAGUAGUGAGAGGAGGAACAUGGGAAGAGAUAGAGACACUGAUGAUGUCUAUCACAGGAGUGAUAGGUUGAAAAGGGGCUGAGGUAGAGAGACAAUGAUGACGAUUAUCACAGGAAUCAAUCUCAUUACAGGGACCACGAGAGGGAAAGGAAUGAGAGGUUGAAAGGGGUUCGAGAUAGAGAUAGCGUCCAUGAUGACUAUCACAAGAGUCGAUCUCAUUAUCGCUCAAGAGCCAAAUCUGAAAAUAGAUCAAGGUCACGGUCUCGUUCACACCUCAAAGACUAUGGGUUCGAAACAUGUGAACUACUUCUAAUUGCAUAAACUAGUUGGACUUACAUACACCUAUUGUCAUAAUAGUGGUGUGUAAUUCUGUUUACUGGAACAUGUAGUAUGCAUAUAUCUAUGCUUAAGAGGUCUACACUUAUUUUUUGGUGUUUUUAGCAAAAGUGUUGGGAAUGAACCCUACAAAGGAACAGAUGAUAUAAAGCCAAAACUGGUUCAUAACAGUGGAUCAUCAUAAAGCAGUGUUUGUACAAGUCUUUCCCCUUGACAGUGGCCCUAACAACUGAUAGAUUCCAAGUACUACUGUUCACAACUGCUGACAAGCCAAGCACUGAUGAAGAAUAAAGACUGAAGCUCAAUCUACUGACGUGUCCUAAGUACUGUUGAAGACCAAAGCUCUGCUCAUUCAAAGGACUGAUCAUCUAUUGAAGAAAGCACUGAUGCUCAACAUCAGUGCUUAGGCUACAACAGUGGAAUGAAGAAUCAGUGUUUUAUUUGUGUAUUGUCUUAGGUAAUCAGUAGUUUAGUAAUCAGUGGUUGUAUAGAUCAGUGGUUGUAGUUUGUUAGGAAGUUAGAUAUCACUUUCAUGGUGACGUCAGCCGAAGAUGCUCAGUGGUUGUGUUGUACUAUAAAUAGAACAGUACCAUGUACUGUUCUGUUAGCUCUUUUCUUCUAAGUCAUUCUGUACGAACAAUUAGUGAGCUCAGGCUGAUGGGGAGACUUGUGCAUG
Molecule: messenger RNA, 2995 nt
Organism: Helianthus annuus (common sunflower)
Lineage: Eukaryota; Viridiplantae; Streptophyta; Magnoliopsida; Asterales; Asteraceae
Product: serine/threonine-protein kinase fray2-like
Exons: 2
Coding region: 1502-2065 (187 amino acids)
Source: RefSeq, a predicted model, not a curated record